Molecule: messenger RNA, 1449 nt
Organism: Eimeria necatrix
Lineage: Eukaryota; Apicomplexa; Conoidasida; Eucoccidiorida; Eimeriidae
Product: acyl-CoA dehydrogenase, putative
Exons: 8
Coding region: 1-1449 (482 amino acids)
Biological process (GO): fatty acid beta-oxidation
Cellular component (GO): peroxisome
Molecular function (GO): acyl-CoA dehydrogenase activity; peptidase activity
Source: RefSeq, a predicted model, not a curated record
AUGGCCCGCUGGGAAAAGAUCGGCUGUUUUGCCUUGACUGAACCUGGACACGGAAGCGACGCUGGGGGCUUGGAAACCACAGCAAAACGGACUGAAGGUGGCUACAUUUUAAAUGGAAGGAAACGGUGGAUUGGCAAUGCAACUAUUUGUGAUGUGGCGGUUGUGUGGGCGAGAGAUCUAGACACGGGAAAGAUCGAAGGCUUUCUCGUGGAAAAGAGCUUUAGCGGCUUCAAAACUGCUGCAAUAAAAGAGAAAGCAUGCCUCCGGAGUGUAGAGAACGCCGACAUCUGGCUGAGUGAUUGCUUUGUUCCUGAUUCACAUAAAAUGAAGCCUGGCGGAUUUACGGGCAACACCAAACUUGUACUUGAGUCCUCACGGGCCCUGGUUGCAGCUGCUUGCUCGGGACUACUGAUGGGAGCAUACGAUGCAGCUCUGCAGUAUUGUAGUUCAAGACAGCAGUUCGGAAGGCCUUUGACGGGCUUCCAACUCGUGCAGGAAAGGCUUAUGAGAGCCAUAGGGCUCGCUCACGGUUGCGUCGCGUUGUCUAUUAAUAUGGCGAGACGGAUGGACGAGGGUCGGAACUCGAUGGCUCUUGUGGCUCUUGUGAAGGCCACAACAUCUCGACUAGCAAGAGAGGGAACACAGCUCUGUCGAGAGGUGAUGGGUGGAAAUGGUAUACUGCUCGAGAACGGCGCAGCCAAGGCCUUAGCAGAUAUAGAGGCUAUGUACACUUACGAAGGAACGUACGAUAUAAAUAUGCUCAUAGCUGGACGUGCAGCUACCGGCAUAAACCGCCGUGAAGGGCUUCCGUAUUCUUACCUGAAUGCGCUCAGUGGAAGGGACCCUUCCUGCUUUCACCACACGGCGGCAAGAGCUGGCCUCAAAUGCGUGCAAAUUGGGGAGCUAGAGUACAGUUUCGGGGAGGAUUCCGGAGUGAUGUGCUCUGAACACAAUCCUCGUAUUGACGGCAUCCACAGCUUUCUGGAUGGGACGUACGAAUACAGCUUACAUAUGGGCGCCUGCAAUUUGUCGGUUCCUGAGCUCCACAAAGUCAUCUCAAGCCUGCAGAAAUCCUUUCCUGGCAGCUCUUACGACCUCAUACGAAACAACUGCAACCACUUUAGCGACGCCCUUCUCAAGUCCAUUGUCGGCAAAGGAAUUCCUCCUCAUAUUAAUCGCGCGAGCAGAUACGGCCAGUGGCUAGGUUGCCUCCUGCCUCAAAGUAGUGGAAACACCUCAGAGAACAAUCCCAAGACUCUCAGCUCAGCACCAAGCGAACUUUUUACGGGAGUAUUUGGCGGUCAAGGCCACCGGCUAGGUGGGCCGCAGGGUGGCGGCAUAGGGGAGUACGGCAUUGGGAUGGUUAAAAAGCUUAUCUACAUGGCCAAUUGUUUUAAGCAGGAAGCUCCGAGUAUUGACGAUGAGUUCGGAGCCGAAGGUGAGGGCUAA